AUGGCCACUUCGUCGCUGAUCUCAUCAUCGCUUCUGCCCACAGAACCUCUAAAACUUCAUCGCCGAAAUCACCAACUUUCGCUUUUCAUCAAUCAUAACAGGGUUGAGACCACCUCCAAGAAGCGACCCUCCUUCACGGUCCGAGCUGCAAAGCCUCCUGCUGGGGUGGAAUUGCCGAAAGUGCAGCCAAAAUUCCAAGCCCCUUUUCUUGGAUUUACCAGGACUGCAGAGAUAUGGAAUUCUAGAGCCUGUAUGAUUGGCCUUAUUGGAACUUUCAUUGUAGAAUUGAUAUUGAACAAAGGAAUUCUUCAGGUUAUUGGGGUCGAAAUUGGAAAAGGUCUUAACCUCCCUCUAUGAAGCUCUAAUCCGGG
Pistacia vera is the source of this 371-nucleotide messenger RNA. Its product is annotated as light-harvesting complex-like protein OHP1, chloroplastic. The transcript has 3 exons. The record is from RefSeq and is a predicted model, not a curated record. The coding region runs from base 1 to 357 and encodes 118 amino acids. NCBI's taxonomy places the organism in Eukaryota, Viridiplantae, Streptophyta, Magnoliopsida, Sapindales, Anacardiaceae.